GAAUAUAAAAUCUAUACUAGAAGAUGGUUUAUUGUGUUUGUAGUUUGUAUUGUCAACGCGGCGAAUGCUUUGCUAUGGAUAUGUUUUUCGCCUAUCACCAAUAUAACUAUAAAAUAUUACAAUAUAACUGAACUAGAUGUUAAUUUAUUAUCUCUAGUAUAUCUAGUAGCUUCUAUACCGUUUGGUUUCACAGCAUCCUGGUUACUCGACACGCUUGGACUCAGGAUUAGUAUUAUAUUAGCAGCCUGGUUGAAUGUCAUUGGUUCGUUAUUAAGAAAUUUAACAACGUUUGAUUUCAUCACGCCUGACGCCAAGUUUCCGGUGUUGUUGACCGGUCAGAUUCUGGCUGCGUGUGCUCAACCCUUCGUCAUGUUCUGUCCGACUAAAUUAGCUGCUGUUUGGUUUCCAGGAUCUCAGAGAGCCACUGCUAAUACUCUAGCUUCUAUGGCCAAUCCUCUUGGUAUUUUGCUGGCCAAUUUGAUGUCACCAAGAAUUGUUAAAACGGAAGAAGACAUGCCUACCAUGUUAUGGGUGUGUACUGGUAUAAGUGGGGUAGGAAUGGUGUUAGCUACAUUUGGUGUGUGGAGUUCUGGACCCCCCACCCCACCCAGUGCCAGUGCUGCAGAGCAAUCAGAACCAUUUUUUUCUGGUCUAAAAAAGCUAGUGAAGAUCAAAUCCUAUUGGUUGUUAUGGACAGUAUUUGGUGCGGGACUGGCAAUAUUUUCAGCUAAUACAACAUUUAUAGAACAAAUAUUAUGUCCUCGGGAUUAUAAUAACAAUUUUUCUGGUCUGUGUGGAGCGUUGAUGAUAGCAAUAGGAGCUCUAGGAGGAGCCAUAGCUGGUGUUUUUGUGGAUAAAACCAAGUUGUUUGAAGAAGUGAUAAAAAUGAGUUUUGGAUUUGCCACUCUAUUUGGGAUAUUUUUUACUUUAAUAAGUCGAUUAAGAGGCUACUCUAUAUUAACAGCUAUAGCAAUCUCUGGCUUUGGUUUUUUCGGCUUCGCUCUGUAUCCAGUCUGUAUGGAAAUGGCAGUCGAAAUCACGUAUCCAGUUGCCGAGGCGACGAGUUCUGGGUUUCUGUUCAUAUCAGGUCAGAUACAAGGAGUGGUAUUGAUACUAGUGGCCCAGUAUUUAGCUCAGCCAUUACCAGUGAAUGAAGUUGGGUUACCGUCGGCCUGUCUUACUAACAGUACCUCACCAGAUAAUCUUAAUAAAGACUGGACAGUGCCAAAUUUAUUUUUCAAUGGUAUUGCUGCCCUGGCUACUUUAGUUUUAAUAUUAUUUUUUAAACCAAACUAUCGGAGAAUGAGGGCGGAA
This is a messenger RNA of Lottia gigantea (owl limpet), 1314 nucleotides long. RefSeq lists its product as hypothetical. Gene Ontology annotation, biological process: transmembrane transport. Gene Ontology annotation, molecular function: transmembrane transporter activity. Lineage: Eukaryota; Metazoa; Mollusca; Gastropoda; Lottiidae. Gene Ontology annotation, cellular component: membrane. The annotation marks the transcript as partial. The transcript is spliced from 10 exons. The record is from RefSeq and is a predicted model, not a curated record.